Penaeus vannamei (Pacific white shrimp) is the source of this 3762-nucleotide messenger RNA. The record is from RefSeq and is a predicted model, not a curated record. Lineage: Eukaryota; Metazoa; Arthropoda; Malacostraca; Decapoda; Penaeidae.
UUCGCCGGCCCAGACGAGCGAGGUCUAGCGGAGCCUGAGGCCAGGAAGAUGUCUGCCCACAGAAGGGUGGAGGCGACAGUUCUGGCUUGGGCUUGGAUAUCCUGGAUGGCCUCCAUCGCGCUCUUCAUGGGUCAGAUCAGGUCGGAGGUCGCGGCCACCGGGGUGCAGCUGGACGGCGACCUCAUCCUGGGAGGCUUGUUCCCCGUGCACGAGAAGGGGGACAAGACGCCGUGCUCGUCCGCCGUGUACGACCGCGGGCUGCAGCGCCUGGAGGCCAUGCUGUACGCGGUCGACCUGAUCAACAAGGACCCCGUCCUCCUGCCCAACAUCACGCUGGGCGUCCACAUCCUCGACACCUGCUCUAGGGACACCUACGCCCUCAACCAGUCGCUGGAAUUCAUCCGCGUGUCGCUGGACGCGCUGGACACCUCCGGGCUCGAGUGCUCGGACGGGAAGGAGCCGCGGGUCAAGUACCGAGCCAAGCCCGUGCGCGGCGUCGUCGGCGGCUCCUACUCGUCCGUGAGCCUCCAGGUGGCCAACCUGUUCCGCCUGUUCCACAUCCCGCAGGUGAGCCCCGCCUCCACCGCCCGGGCGCUCUCCGACAAGGACCGCUACGAGUUCUUCGCGCGCACGGUCCCGCCGGACACCUUCCAGGCCAUGGCCAUGAUGGACGUGAUGCAGCUCUUCAACUGGUCCUACAUCUCCACCAUCUACUCCGAGGGCUCCUACGGCGAGUUCGGCAUCGAGGUCAUCCACAACCUGGCCGGCGCGAGGAACAUCUGCAUCGCCGUCUCCGAGAAGAUCCCGCACAACGCCGACCACCGCCUCUACGAGGACAUCGUGAUGAGCCUCCUGAAGAAACCCACGGCGAGGGCGGUGGUCCUCUUCACGCGCGCCGAGGAUGCAAGAGGAGUCCUGGCAGCCGCCCACCGCCUGAACCUGACGUCCCACUUCCACUGGAUCGCGUCGGACGGCUGGGGGAAGCAGAGUCACCUGGUGGAGGGGCUGCAGGACGUGGCUGAGGGCGCCAUCACCGUCGAACUCACGAGCCAGCGCAUACAAAUGUACCCAGAAAUUACCACCACCCAACCCUCCAGUAUCGGGGAAGCGUGGACGGCAGCCGUGGCCUCCCGACGCCACCAACCGGAGUCUCCCUUGGUGCCUCACCUUAUUAGCAACCAGAGACUCACUUCCCACCGUGUAUUGGCUAAUGAAUCUUCAAUGAGCGGAGAAAUCCCUUGUGAAUUCUGUAUGAGACCUUCGGAGACUGGAGAUCGAAACGUGGAUGAAGGUUUAAGAAAGGGAUUUGAUAUAAAACUACGAAUUAUUCGAUGUAUUAAUGUGAUCAGCUUAAGACCGUGUAUUGAGGUCCUGAUGAUGCUGAAGAGAUGUGACAAGGUGAUGUAUGGUGCAACUGUCGUGAUGUGCAACGUCAAGGAGAGUAAACCUGCACGUUGGCUUUUCUACGAUUACAGAUAUUGUAUCAAGAUUACAAUUACUGAGGCAAUUGGUUACGGUAUUGAUAUUGAUGAAAGGUUCGGCGUCGGCUUCGGCUUCUCGAUGAUCUACGGGGCGCUCCUCACCAAGACCAACAGGAUCUCCAGGAUAUUCGACUCCGCGUCCAGGUCAGCGCGCCGACCCGGGUUCAUCAGCCCCAAGAGCCAGGUCAUCAUCACGUGCUCUCUUGUGUCCGUCCAGGUGGUGGCAACGGUGGUGUGGCUGAUCAUCGAACCCCCAGGAGCCAGGUUCGACUACCCAACCCGCGACCAAGUGAUUCUCAAGUGUAGGAUCAAGGACUCUUCGUUCCUGCUGUCUCUCGUCUACAACAUGUUCCUCAUCACCACCUGCACCGUCUACGCCGUCAAGACACGCAAGAUCCCCGAGAACUUCAACGAAAGCAAGUUUAUAGGUUUCACGAUGUACACCACCUGCAUCAUCUGGCUGGCCUUCGUUCCCAUCUACUUCGGGACGGGGAACUCCUUCGAGGUCCAGAUAACGACGCUAUGCAUAGCAAUAUCCUUAUCAGCCUCGGUGGCGCUGGUAUGCCUCUACUCGCCCAAGAUCUACAUCAUAGUCUUCCAUCCCGACAAGAACGUGCGAAAACUCACUAUGAACAGCGCCACCUACAAGAAGGGACCCACUGCCUCGAGCGCCGUCUCCGUCAACCACGUUGCAGAAAUGACUCCAAGUCGUGACGAGCGCAGCCAGCAGGUCGGAGGGGGUGAAGCUGCACACGGUGCCGGCGACGCCCUCGCGCACGGCCACGGAGGGAGGCAGCCAGGGGGCGACGGAGAACGAGGCUCUGCUCUGAAGGAGACUCCGAUCGACUAGGACUAUCCAUCCCUGAAGAACCGUCGUUACCGUAGGCUGCGAGGAGACGGGCGGGCGGCGGCCGAGGCUCCCCGGCGGCAGCACCCGAGCCACGAGGGCGUCCGAGCACCAGGAGCCACGUCGCGGAGGCGCCGGCAUCUCGCGGGCGCGUCGCGGUGCUCGCCGCUUCCCUCGAAUCCAGAGUGGCUUGAGCGAGAAAGAAAGACAAAAGUGAAAAAUAUAUAUUUAGGUAUAAUAGAAAAAAUGUUCAUCGUCUUCAGGAUUUUGUGACAUAAUUUACAUCCGGAAGUUUUUCGACGCAGUUAAGACUUACUGGACCAUCUGGGCCGCUGUGAUAACGGCUAAAAGCCAUAUUUAAUCCCCGACAAUAGUCGUAGACGUCAAUAACCAGGUAAAAAAAAAAGGACAGAGGGUUACCUCAUAAAGACAAAAAAAAAAAAACACGUACGUUUUUUAUCUUUCCUUCGAGGGAACUUAACGACAGACGAUGUCAGCGCCAACCUCGCUGUGAUUGUUAUAGGUGAAGGAAAAACCGUAAACUGCGCAUCCAAGUUCCCUCGAGUCAUCUGAAGCGAGUGAAGUGAAGCCCCGUGCGAUGAUGGACAGCGAAGCGAGCGAGGGCGGCCAUGUCCCGGAUGUCCCAGUCAAGUGAGGUGAGGCGGACCCCGUCGUCGUCGCCGCCGAAGGACUUCUUCUUCAAGGAGGUUGCUAAACAGAGAGCAAGAUGCCUGUUCUGCCGAGGACGACUUCGCGAAGGAGGAGCUGAAUGAAGAGAUCUUGUAGUAUUCCCGUUUCUAUUUCCAAGGUGUUUUUUUUUUUUUAGGGUAGUCCGUUCUUUCCCGAUGACUAUGAAACAACCAUAUCAGUAGCAUUACUUAAUUGUUAAGGUUAACAGAGCUGCCAAGCAUAGGUGUGUGUAUUUGUCCCGGUCAGCUCUUCGUGGAAAUAUUCCUCCCCCCCCAAAAAAAUAGUGAUUUGACGCUGGUGAUUAUGUGAUUGCGUGCUUUAAGGAAGAUAAUGACACAGACGGCGAUACGCUGAUGGUCCUUAUUGCUCUCGUAUUCAUCGCGUGAGGUCCGCUUGGAGAGGAGAGGCGCUGAACCUGCUGCGGUCAGGUGUUCGAGCAGCAGCACCGAGUGGGACUUCACCGCGACCGUGAAUAUUUUACUCUUACUCGCCGGAGGAAAAAGGACUCUGGAGACGUGAGUCCUCGGAGAUCCGUGAGGACUGAGAUCCAAUCCAUCUGACGACAAUCCAGGAGCAAUGAUGGCGAUGCCGUUGUAAUUAUAAUAAAAAAAAGAUUUAACGAAAUGAACAUUCGUCUUCUCUGAUCGGAUUAAAGGUCCUUGUAAUAGAUAAAAAAAAAAAAAGAAUCAAUAGAAAAUCGAACUUUCCUCAAUUGAUAUUCCAUCAUCUGAAAAAAAAAAAAAA